UCAAGCACUCUGUUCAGUUUUGGGCCCCUCACUUCAAGAAAGACAUUGAGGUGCUGGAGCGUGUCCAGAGAAGAGCAACAAAGCUGAUGAAGGGUCUAGAGCGUAAGUCACCUGUGGAGUGUCUGUGGGAGCUGGGGAUGUUUAGCCUGGAGUAAAGGAGGUUGAAGGGAGACCUCAUCGCUUUCUACAACUACUUGAAGGGAGGUUGUAUUGAGGUGGGGGUUGGUCUCUUCUGCUCCGUCCCAAGGGAAAGGACAAGAAGAACUGACCUCAAGUUUUACCAUGGGAGUUUCCGAUUAGACAUUAGAAAACAGAAUUGACUGAAAGUGGGGUUAGACAUGGCAAUAAGUUGCCCAGGGCGCUGGUGCCCUUGAGAUGUUCAGGAGGCAUCUGGAUGCGGCACCUGUGGAUGUGCUUUAGGGGGCUUGUGGUGGUGCUAUGCUGAGGGUUUGACAAGAUGAUAUCUUUGUUCCUAGGUUUGAAGGAAGUCAUCAAAUCCGAUAGUGUCAUCCUAGCAGCCUUUGGUGGAGAGGCAAAUUUAUAUUGCAACUUCUUGCUCUCAAUGGAGGUUUUGCAAGUCACCUGGCAGAAGAUAAAUGGGUCUUUCUUCCAGAACAUAGCCACCUACAGCUCAAUAUACGGGCUGAGGUUGAUAGGGACAUUUCAGAAGAAGGUGCGUUUCACUGCAGGAACCUCAAAGGCCUCGGCUAUCACCCUCCAAAAUCUCACAUUUGAGGAUGAGUCCUAUUACAGAUGCAUUUUCAAUGUGUUCCGUCACGGCUCUUUCAGCAAAGACAUACUCCUCAACAUCCAGACAAUUUCUGAGCUCACAGUCGAGUUUGAUUCACACCUGCCCACCGAGGGUCUCCUUGCUGCAGUUUGCUCUGCAACAGGAAAGCCUGCUCCCAACAUCACCUGGCUGGAUGAGAGAGGCCUGGAUGAGUCCCCUCAAAUACACUACAUCCAAAACCGAAAUGGAACUGUAACAGUGGCAAGCAGAGUUACCUUCUCUGCCAACCACCGCCAUGCCUUGUGUUGCCUGCUUGAACACCCACAAGGAAGGAAAAUAAAGGCACUUCAUCUGGAGCAAAAAGGAGAGGAAGGUGUUCAGGGAUUCAUAAUCAUCUUGCUGGUUGUAAUAACUGUGUUCUCGACCAUCGUGAUAUGUUGUGUCAUGAUACUGAUCAAGAGAAGAAGAGGAAACCAGAACAGCUGUAUUGCACCCAGAACACCUGCAAAGGAAACAGGCUUACACCAAGACCUAGGCGAGAAGGCCUCUCUGAGCCUGCACACACCCCCAGACCAGCACAUUGUUCAUCAAAAGGAGGACCAGACACGAAGCACCUCACCUCACAAAAGGUGGAAGAGGAACCGGAGAAAGCAAAAAAGUUGCUGGUGCUUGUUUUCAGAAGAAGCUGAAAACCUCAACAGCAACUCCCAAACUGGAUUUGAGAGUGGAUCUGCUGGGUUACCCAUGAAGGAGCUUGGCUGCACACCCACAAAUGAGGACAGUGAGGCAAAGGCAGGUGAGGGAGUCCAAGGAACACCCCACCAUACCUGCCCAGCAGAAGAAGGAGAGACAUCAGCUGUCUCCACAAGGGACCCAAUGGCAGGUGGGGAACCCAAACUAAGGACUCAGAGGAAGGGGCAGCUUGCCCAAGCCUCUCCCAGUGAUGUCCCAGGAGAUCCUAAGCCAUGGGUAUUUGGGAAACCCAUCCAGAUGAGUCCACCAGUACAGACAUAGCAGAAGAAGAGACUCCAGACUCAUCAGAUUCAUCUCUUUCUCCCAGAAGUGGGAAAAGCAAAAAGACCAGAUUACCAGGGGGGAUUUAGGGUGCCACACUCACCAUCCAGCACCCUUCCCCUCCCAGGGCCCCAUCUUCCUGGCCCUGGCACACAAGGCUGCUCCAUGGCUCUUCCCACUGGAGGAGGACAAACACCACAGAGGUGGAGGAAACCCAAGAGCGGGUUGUGUGUCUCUUGUUCCCACCUGGCCCAGUUCCCCCGAUUUAUUUGCAGAUAGAAGGUUUAUUUUCCUUUCCCAGCGCUGCAACUGAAAGAUAAACACAACAAAGCCUCUCCAGGUACUUCCUGCUUGGGCCAGGUGCCGGAGGACAGU
Myiozetetes cayanensis is the source of this 2119-nucleotide messenger RNA. RefSeq names its product OX-2 membrane glycoprotein-like. The transcript is spliced from 6 exons. The record is from RefSeq and is a predicted model, not a curated record. NCBI's taxonomy places the organism in Eukaryota, Metazoa, Chordata, Aves, Passeriformes, Tyrannidae. Bases 458 to 1744 code for a protein of 428 amino acids. Gene Ontology annotation, molecular function: cell-cell adhesion mediator activity.